Silurus meridionalis is the source of this 1861-nucleotide messenger RNA. It is a transcript of the gene tfg, whose product is annotated as trafficking from ER to golgi regulator. The record is from RefSeq and is a predicted model, not a curated record. Gene Ontology annotation, biological process: COPII vesicle coat assembly; endoplasmic reticulum to Golgi vesicle-mediated transport. Lineage: Eukaryota; Metazoa; Chordata; Actinopteri; Siluriformes; Siluridae. Gene Ontology annotation, molecular function: identical protein binding. Bases 160 to 1350 code for a protein of 396 amino acids. The transcript is spliced from 8 exons. Gene Ontology annotation, cellular component: endoplasmic reticulum exit site.
CAGGGUGAUCGAGUCCACUGCGCAUGUGCGGCUGUGUAUGCCACGUACAGGUCGAGUCACUUCCGGAUGUGUAGUGCUACUCGGAGCUAGUCCAGUGGAGACUGGUUCUACCAAAACACUGUUUACCGCUGCGGGAUCAACAGCAAAAACUCCAGCAGUAUGAAUGGGCAGCUGGACCUGAGUGGGAAGCUGAUCAUCAAGGCUCAGCUGGGCGACGAUAUCCGCCGCAUCCCCAUCCACAAUGAAGACAUCACCUACGAUGAGCUCCUGCUCAUGAUGCAGCGCGUUUUCCGCGGCCAGCUCCAGAGCAGCGACGAAGUCACCAUCAAAUACAAGGAUGAAGAUGAUGACCAUAUCACCAUCUUUGACAGCUCUGAUUUGUCCUUUGCCAUCCAGUGCAGCAGAAUAUUAAAGCUCACUCUGUUCGUGAACGGGCAGCCGCGGCCGCUGGAAUCGUCUCAGGUCAAGCACCUGCGCAAGGAGCUGAUCCAGCUGAGGAACAGAAUCAACAGCCUGCUGGACAGCCUGGAGCCUCCCUCAGAGCCUGCACUGGAGAGUAACAACCCUGAGACUGAAUGUGUGGAAGCUGUAGAUGGAGCAAUGAGGCAGGCUCCGCCGGUCAGCGCUGCCAGCAUGUCUGCCUUUGACCCCCUGAAGAACCAAGAAGAAGUCAGCAAGAACGUCAUCUCAGCUUUUGGCCUGUCGGAAGAGCCUGGUCCUGCUCCAGUUGUAGCUGCAGUGGAAGAGCGCUCUGGCACUCCUGACAGUAUUAAUUCAUCCUCUUCUGCUGCACAUCCUCCUGCUGGCACGGCUCAGGGCGCCCCACCUUACUCAGGGGUACAGCAGAAUCCUGCUACAGGAAUUGAUGGUCAGAUGUAUCAGCAGUAUCAAGCUCCAGGUGGAUAUCCUCCUCAGCAGCCAGCCGCUCCUCAGCAGCAGUAUGGCAUGCAGUACACAGCAGGCUACACUACUCAGCCUGGUGGUCCUCAACCCCCUCCACCUCAGCAACAGUUCCAGAAUUACCCCACCCCUACAUCUCAGGCUGCUGCUCCUGGCUCCGCCCCUGGAUUUAGUGGCCAGUCACAGGCUCCGCCCCCUCCCCAGCCCCAAGGUACAGGCCAGUAUGCACCGCCUCAGUUUCCUGCUCAGACCUACACUUCCCAGGCCUCCCAGCAGCCAGCCAACUACAGCCUGCCACCCAAUUCCCAACCGGCCCCAGGGUAUCAGUCUCGUCCUGCAUACACCCCGCCCCCAGGUGUGACCCCACCACCAGGGGGCUCCAAUCCUUAUGCUCGCAACCGCCCCCCUUACGGCCAGGGCUACACCCAGCCUGGCCCUGGCUACCGGUAAAAAAAAAAGAAAAAAACAGCUGAAGCACUAGAGUAGAACAGAUCAAACCCCAACGCCCUGAGUUUGAUGUUUUUUUUGUGUGUGUGUGUGUGUGUGUGUGUGUGUGUGUGUGUGUGUGAGAGAAUGUAGAAGAAUUGAAUUUGCGUGUGGUGGCACAGAUGAGACCAAUUGAUGUAGGAGUUGAGAGCUCUGUGUGUUAUUGGAGUGAGAACAACCUGUGCAUGUGUGUUUUGGUGUGCUUUGGCGUGAGCGUUUUAUUUUAACACUUGUCUACUCGUUGGUGUUAUCGUGUGUUAAAUCAUGAGUCAGCUUUCUGUUAAAACACUAGAUAUAAUCAUAACUGAAGGAAAGUACCUUGUUAAAUUCUCUCCCCCAUUCAUUCUUUCCUUUUCGUCAUUCCCUUUCUCCUGGUUUUUAUUAAUACCUGACUGGCCCUGUUCAGUGGCCCAAGUCAUUCUGUAUAAACUGUAACAUUUGUUUUCUGGAGGUGAAUAAAGACUUUAAAACUAAA